CAUUGGAUGAGUCAUUUAUCUGCACUUGUUUUCAAUUUUUCUUUUUCUUUUUUUUAAGGUUUAACAUUUAUUUUACAUCUAGCUUUCCACAUCUGUGUUCAAACAAGCAGUAAAAUUGCACAUAACUGUUAAGUAGUGCAAAAACAUAGCUCUAGAAAAAAGUCACAGAUGUACUAAAAACUGCAAGUACAGAGCCAUAAGAAAUGAAGUAAAAGAUAAUCAAAAUGACUAAGAAAAACAAGCAAAAACUUCAGAACUGAAUGCAUGCAUGUUUGAAAGAAGAAUGACUAAAAAACGCCUUAUUGUUAUAAACUAGUGGUACAGAUCUAGCACUUGUUGAAUGAACCUCCUCCCAGUGGCAAUGACUUUUAUUCAUUCAUUUUCAGUCUCUUGAAAUGUCUGUUGCAUUAAAAAUGCUCAAUUUAAAUGGCUGAACAAAUCCUUUGUAAUAAGGAUAAAAAUCCUACAUAAGUAAAGUCACUUUGACCCAGUCUCAUGACAACUCCCACACCAAAUAGUGCUUUAUUUCAGGUGUUUUCACAUGUAAAAAAUGUGAAUAGUAACCAUAUGGCUUCUAAGAUUUCAAUUCUUGCUCAGAAAGCACUCUCUUCUUACACAGCCCCAAGCUCGUGUAGAGGGUGUCUAGGGAGUGGGGCAGGUGGUUUCCUUUCAGUCCAAUUUCUACCAUGGACCAGUACUGCUCAGUGACAGAGGUUAGGAGAGCUCAAGAAAUUCUGCUGCUAAGAGCUACAUUGACCACUAGCCAAGGACGAACAAUCUUGGUCAGCAUAAUACAAGCCUACUUUAGGAGAAUGGAGGAGGAAAGUAGUUGGGGAAGUCCUCUGAUUAUUCCAUGCUUGGAGAAACAAUAUGCCUCUGCAAGAAGUGGAGGUAAUCAAGUCUAUAAAUCAAUCCCUACUUCUUGUUACUAUUCAUAUUAUUUCUUUGUCAUUGUGUACCGUAUAGCUCUAAAGUGAAAGGAAUGCACAUUAAAGCUGAAGAUAAAGAUAUGCGCCAGAUUGAUUUCCCCUUUAUUAAAUGGCUCUUUUAGCUCCUAGAGAGGUAGAGACCAUAUAUGGGAUUUCAUGGGUAUAGGGGACUCCCAGGUAAGGAAGCUCCCUCCACAACGCAGAUAGACACCUUUUCUAGAAUAGUUACAGCCUUAGAGUGUUGCCUAGAACACUGGAAAGAUAAAGAACUCACUGGGUGGGGGAAGGAAUGGUGCAACAACUGCCUCAAAGUUGUUAUGCAUUUUCUUUUGGAUCAGUGUUAAGUUAUCCCAUUUGCUGAACAACUUUAUGUAUUCUCUUACAGGAGAGAAAUUCUGGAUAAUACUUAAGAAUAUACACAUUAGCAGAAGUUAUUUUAUCUCUUUAAAUGUUUCUUUGUAACUUUUGUUUUUGUCACGGCCACUUCUGUAUACCUCUUUCCUCUCCCUAAAACUGAACAAAGUAGCUAAAGAAAAGUCACCUGCAGUAUUAGAGAGACUGCAUGUGUAGACCCUUGAGAGGAGAGAGGUAAGGCCAUUACUUUGAUCAUUUGCUUAUGGAACCUUACACUUUCUCACCUACUAAUUAAAAGUAAACCUCAGCUGUAAACCACAGCUUUCUGGUCUAGUGUUCAUUUCCUGGAGCAUUAAGCAACUGACAAACAGCCUCGUAUAUGUCAUAUAUUGAGGGUAUUUCUUUUCUUGUAUGAAACAGAUUCUUUUAGUUUAUUUAUGCUAGUUACAAUAACCAAUUCAUUCCUGUGACUAUAAUAGAACUACUGGUAUAGGCCAUUUAGGAGACCAUGGAGAAAGGAUGGACAUAUGGAAUGAUUUAUUCAGUCAUCCAGAUACAUCUUGUCUGGGGUCUCGUAAAAGCGACAUCUGAUGGAAAAAAUGUCAUCUAUGCUUCUCCUGGCACGGAUGUGAAAUUGAUGUGUGAGGUUCAGAAGACAUCCUCUUUGGUGCAGACGCAAUGGUCUAAGCUCACCAACAGCACAGAAAUGAUAGCUCUCUACCACCCUCAGCAUGGCUAUCAUUGUAAUGCUAGGACUGCCUGCACAUCCUUAGUAACAUUCACCAAAAUAUCUCCAAAUGUUUCAGAAUGGAUUUUGCACUUGAGAAACGUAUCUGCGGCAGCGAAUGGGAAAUAUGAAUGUAGUUUUACUUUGUUUCCAGAUGGCAUUUGGACAAAGGUCCUGAACUUACUUAUACAGACUGAAGUUGCACAAGAGGAGAGGGGAGGCAACUAUACAGCAGAAGUAUUAUUCAACCACACCCUGGAAAUCCCGUGCUUUCGAAAUAUAUCCUCAGUAGCUUCAUCUGGAAUUACUUUUGCCUGGCUGAUGGAAGAAAAUGGAAUGCAAGAAACUCGUAUUAUCCAAAACAACACUUUUCCAGACAAUAGAAUCAUCCUACGUAAAGACCAUGCACUCUAUCUGUCACCAAUUGAAAUUCUUGACAAUAACAGAAAGUUUUCCUGCCAUGUUACAAUCCAUUCUGGCAAAAUCCUGAAGAAUGUCACCAGAAUUACAGUUUUUGCUAAACCAGAAAUCUCUAUGGAUAUGCAGAACAGCUCCACUGAUAUCUUGGAAGAGAAAAAUUUUAGCUGUUUGGUGAGGAAUGUAUUCCCCACAGCAAACCUCUCAUGGUAUAUAGAUGGAGAGCUUCUUCAGGACCAAAAAGAAGGCAUAGACAUGACCACUGAAAAGAGAAACAGGGAUGAAGGCUUUUAUGAACUGACAUCUAUGUUGAGGGUGCUGAAGCCUAACCAGUCAAUUGUACCCAAUAAUUUGACAGUUUGGUGCAUGACUCUAUUUCCGGUCCCUGGAAAUGAAGUGUGGAACAUUUCAUCCAGAAAAAUAACUUUUUCCUUUGGCUAUGUGAAUACUCCAACAGAUUCAUCCAAUUUCACAGAAUCUACCUUCUCUGCCUUUACAUCUUCCCUCAGUAGCACAGGCACAGCAGCAGGUUACACGAAUACUUCAACACAUCCAUCCAAUAUCACAGCAUCUGAUGUCUCUGUCGCUACACCUUCUCUCAGCAGCACAGACACAACAGGUAAGGAAGCUUCUUGUUACACAAAUACUUCAACACAUCCAUCCAAUAUCACAGCAUCUGAUGUCUCUGUCGCUACACCUUCUCUCAGCAGCACAGACACAACAGGAAGCUGCAGCGCCGAGGGGAAUUCUCUACUGAGUAGCAGUGGGAAUGAUUUGCGGGCAGGGGGAGCAGAUGUAGCAACAGCCUAG
Monodelphis domestica (gray short-tailed opossum) is the source of this 3237-nucleotide messenger RNA. The record is from RefSeq and is a predicted model, not a curated record. Lineage: Eukaryota; Metazoa; Chordata; Mammalia; Didelphimorphia; Didelphidae.